Molecule: messenger RNA, 1127 nt
Organism: Ochotona princeps (American pika)
Lineage: Eukaryota; Metazoa; Chordata; Mammalia; Lagomorpha; Ochotonidae
Gene: CLXN
Product: calaxin
Exons: 7
Coding region: 74-712 (212 amino acids)
Molecular function (GO): calcium ion binding
Source: RefSeq, a predicted model, not a curated record
UACUCAAGCUAGGGUCCACGUUGCUGAGCCUGAAGGCAAGCAGGAUUAGGACCGGAUAGCUUGAGCACCCGGCAUGAACCGCAAAAAGCUGCAGAAGCUGACGGACACCUUAACUAAAAAUUGCAAGCACUUUAAUAAGUUUGAAGUAGGCUGCCUGAUAAAGCUUUUUUAUAACUUGGUGGGAGAUGUGGUAGAGCGACCAGGUGUAGUCAUUGGAUUAGAUCGUAACUCCUUUCGCAACAUCCUGCAUGUGACGUUUGCAAUGACGGAUGACAUGAUUAUGGACAGAGUAUUUCGAGGUUUUGACAAGGACAAUGAUGGCUGCGUAAAUGUAUCAGAGUGGAUUAAUGGAUUAUCACUGUUUCUUCGAGGAUCUUUGGAAGAAAAAAUGAGAUAUUGCUUUGAAGUGUUUGAUUUGAAUGGAGACGGCUUCAUUUCAAAGGAGGAGAUGUUUCACCUGCUGAAGAAUAGCCUUCUCAAACAGCCUUCCGAGGAAGAUCCCGAUGAAGGAAUUAAAGACUUGGUGGAAACAACACUUAAGAAAAUGGACCAUGAUCAUGACGGGAAGCUGUCUUUUGCUGACUAUGAACAGGCUGUACGAGAAGAAACCCUUCUUCUGGAAGCUUUUGGACCAUGUUUACCUGAUCCAAAGAGCCAGAUGGAAUUUGAAGCACAAGUGUUCAAAGAUCCAAAUGAAUUCAGUGAUAUGUGAAUGGCUAAAUGUCUGUGCUGUCUCAACCCGAGUGCCCAGUGCAUCCAUGACCCUGCUAUGUGAGGGUUCCUCCUCUGGCACACCCCAUCACCAAGGGGUUCUAUUUGGUCCAGCUGGCUGUGACUUCUGAAGACAGAGCUACAUCCCCCACACCUGACCCUCUGGCAGGUACAUCAUGUGAAACAUGAGAGAUGAGGACUGAUUAAGAUUAUGUAAGCUCGUUUCCUCCAAGUCAGUAGACAGCAGCCAAUAGGUGUACUACGCAUGAACACAACAUGUGCAGGCCACUUGGCAUGGGAGGUCCUUCCCAUUACUACUUACAUGUGAUUAAGCUUAAGCCCAAAACUGUAUUAUGUAAGACUACCAUCCCAAAUAAAUGAAAUAAAUGAAAUAAACAUCUUCAUGAAAUUUCUAA